This is a messenger RNA of Blastocystis hominis, 312 nucleotides long. Its product is annotated as Asparagine synthetase. The record is from RefSeq and is a predicted model, not a curated record. The transcript is spliced from 2 exons. Lineage: Eukaryota; Bigyra; Opalinata; Blastocystidae. The coding region runs from base 1 to 312 and encodes 103 amino acids.
AUGACGAAGGACUGGAGCCGUUUGUGGAUUCGAAACCUGGGGAGAGACGAUCGAUGCAUUUCUGAGUUCGGAAGAGAGAUGAGAACACCUUUCCUGGAUGAGGAUGUGAGCGACUAUCUUCGAAAUACGUGUUUCGAUUGUGUAAUGGAAUGGAGUGAAACUAAUGAGCAGAUAGUAGAUUUUUCGAUUCCGAGGGGCGAGGGAGACAAGCUGAUCUUGCGAAACGUUUCUUCAUUGCUAAACCUGUCCUUUUGUAAGUCUCUAAGCAAACGGGCAAUCCAGUUCGGUAGUAGGAUCGUAAAGUCGUCAUAA